GCGAGACAAGUCGAACAUCAAUCCGGUCCUUUUAUCCAAAAUUUUUCGUGUUUUAGUGAAAAUUUCGGUGAAAAAUGCAGUGAAAACCAUCAAAUUUUAAUGCUGACUUACGUACUGAACUCUGUGAAGAUGAUUUUUCAAUUAAUUUUGUACUCGUUUAGUUUAUUUUCGUUUUUCGUCAACUUUUUCUUCCUGUGUUGUAACUUUUUGAUACCAUGGCUCGCGAUUGGCAUUGUUUUGAUGAUAAUUGCGACGAAAUUCGUCAAGUUGCGGGAUCCGGAUCGCGAAAUAAUCGACGAAUUGCUCGCUUGUAACGCGAAACAGGAAGAAAAUCAAGAUGUGCCAUCAUGUUUGGAGUUUGCCAUCGCCAAUAAGGGUGGUGUCUUCGAUGUGCCAGAAAAUUCAAUUGCUGCCUUAAAACAAUGCUUAGAGAAGAAUUGUCGUAAUGUCUUAUUAGAUCUGAGCUUGACAAAGUGCAAUAAAUUAGUCAUACUGAACAAACAAACGUUGGAAAAGGCAGGAAUUCAGGAACCAAUUCAACAAUUGACCUUAGAUAGCUUAAAGGAAUUCAAUCCCGUGGAAAAUCACGCAUUAGCGCAACAAUUUCAAAGCGAAAAAAUCCUCACGUUAGACGAGUUGUUGGAAAUUAACGUAAAAAUGCACCUAAAAUUGUAUCUUUUGACCACAAAUUGCUCCAAUAAGAUGUUAGAAGCCCUGAAAGAAGCAAUUAGGAAACAUGAAAAAUUCGUAAAGCAAGUUGUGCUGGUAACAACUUCACCUUUUAUCGUGUAUCAACUGAGAAAACAAUUUCCGAACUUGAUUUGUGGCUUGUGGAUGGACAAAACGACGCUCGCAAAGAACUCUUAUCUGUUCAAAACUUCGGCGAUUCUCAUGGCAAUUUAUAUGGCAAUAUUUCGUAACAUCAUCUCACCUGUCAUUGGAAUAAAAGUUGUCAUCAUCCACAAAGAUGAGUUCAAUGCUCACAUUUCCGCCCUUUGGCGCAGCGUUGGAAUCCGCCCAAUUGUCUACACAGUCAACUCUCCGAACGAAAAGCGAUAUUUCCAGCAAGUAGUCAAAACGCAAUACCUAACCGACUCUCUUCGUUCAGAGCCGCAAGUGAUUUUCAAAGCAAAAAUUCGCUAAAAAAAUAUUUUUUUCGAUUCUCGUAGACGAAACGGUAUUCGCAAAAGUAUUAGAUUUUAUUUUUGGAGCAAGAAACGAAUUUAUUUUAUUUUACAAAGAAACAAAAAACGACUUUUUAUCCUUUUUUGUAAGAAUUUCUUUAGAUUUUAAGUAUUUUAAUGUAAAUAACUUUUUUUUUGUAUUUAGUGUUUAGUGUCAUGUGAGAUAUUUUGCAUUUAUUUUGUAUGUAGACGAUCCCUGUCAAUCAUUUUUUAGACUUUAUCUCUUAAAAGUAUACUAUAUAUGUGAAAAAUCGGCCAAAUAUUCCCCCGAACGUUUAAUAUUUAUAUUUUAAUCGACUCAUAUCGUAUAAAUAAUCAGUAUUUAGCUUCAAAGCAGCUAUUAUUCAACUAAAAAAAUUAUUCAAAAUGCUUUAAAAUGACUUUAUGUUCAUAGAAACACCAAAGAAA
Molecule: messenger RNA, 1592 nt
Organism: Culicoides brevitarsis
Lineage: Eukaryota; Metazoa; Arthropoda; Insecta; Diptera; Ceratopogonidae
Product: glycerophosphodiester phosphodiesterase 1
Exons: 6
Coding region: 100-1143 (347 amino acids)
Biological process (GO): ethanolamine metabolic process; N-acylethanolamine metabolic process; phospholipid metabolic process
Cellular component (GO): plasma membrane
Molecular function (GO): glycerophosphodiester phosphodiesterase activity
Source: RefSeq, a predicted model, not a curated record